CAUGCUCAGUUUGUGUACACUCGACAAGUUUGAAGGCUGCGCUGUGUGGGGGCCGAGGUCAUUGCACUGGAGAGAAGAAGAAGAAAAAAAAAACCUCCCUUCGCUACAGCGCCUCCAUUUUGAAUAGCCAUGUAAUAGGGGAUUGGCAUAGUUAGUGUGAGUGCAAGUGUGUGUGUGUGUGUGUGUGUGUGUUCGUGCGCGCGGCUGUCGCUCCGCUGAGCUGCGUAGUGUCAACAACCUACAGUCGAACAACCGUCGACAUGGACGACCUGUUCAGCCCACGGAGGAGUUUGAACAACACUCAAGGCGAGAUAAGAGUGGGACCAAGUCAUCAGGCAAAGCUUCCUGAGCUGCAGCCUCGGCCUGCACCAGCUUCCCAUUCUCAGACGGAGAGUGAGGAGCUCAUGUGGACACCUGGGGUCAAUGACUGCGACCUUCUCAUGUACCUGAGAGCUGCCAGGAGCAUGGCGGCGUUUGCGGGUAUGUGUGAUGGAGGAUCCACAGAGGAUGGAUGUUUAGCCGCCUCUCGUGACGAUACGACGCUCAACGCUCUUAACAUGUUGCAUGCAAGUCAUUACGAUGCUGCAAAAGCUCUCCAGCGUCUGGUGAAGAAGCCUCUGCCAAGGCUUAUUGAGAAAUGCUGGUCUGAGGAUGAUGUGAAACGCUUCAUCAAAGGCCUCAGACAGUAUGGAAAGAACUUUUUCCGGAUUCGAAAAGACUUCUUGCCCAGCAAAAAGACUGGAGAGCUGAUCACAUUCUAUUACCACUGGAAAAAAACUCCAGAGGCUGCAGGAACGCGAGCUUAUCGACAACAACGCAGGCAGCCGUCGUCUCGAAAGGCAAAGACCCGCUCAGCUGCUGCUCCCGUGAGCGCCCCGUCUCGAAAUUACUCUGUGGAUGCAAGUUCAGCCAGUGAGGACGAACUUGACAGUGAAGAUAGUGAACAGGAAGUUAAGAGCUGCAGCCACUGCGGUACAACACGUUCUAAGGAUUGGCACCAAGGAGGGAGAUACAACCCUUUGCUAUGUACAACCUGCCGCACGUAUGAAAACAAGCACGGCUGUCUGCCGCCGGCACAGAAGUCUUCGGGCGCGUCAUUCAUGUUUAAACCCGUGAAAGGGGAAGAGGAGGGGAACAGUAAACACGGCAUGAGGACACGGCGAAGCAGAGCACCUCAGUUGUCAUCUUUAAGAAGCGGCCACAGGAGACUCACCGGCUCUCCCACGAGCGAGGAUCAACAAAACAUGCCCCAGAAUUCCCAGACCGGGAUGAGAGCAUCUACCACAGACAGUAAGAAUGACUCCACGAAGAAGAAUAACAAGAAGGUGAAAGAAGAGCCAGCCACACCAAAGACAAUGAAACGAGUGCGGGAGAGUCCUCCUCAGGAGCUUCACGAGCCUGAAAAAAUCAAACCCAAAAGGCCAAAGACUCAGGAGCCGCAGGAUUCCCGUUCCGAGGUGGAGGCCGAGGUGGAGGAGGAGAGCUCCUCAGAAAGCCGCAGUGCUCAGGACGAUGGCAGCAGCGACACCAAAGACAUCGAUCAGGACAACCGCAGCUCCUCCCCCAGCAUUCCCAGCCCUCAGCAGGGCAACGAGAGCGACUCCGACUCUUCUGCCCAACCGAGCGCGAUUCCCCCGAAACCUGCCGCACCGCCGGCCGCCCAGGCCGACACAGCGGUCCCGCAGGCCCCUCCCUCUCAGGGCCCAGCUGUCAUUCCACCGCAAAGCACUCCCAAUUCUGGCUCACCUCCUAGUCAGCCCUCUGCAUCUCCAGACCCACCUCAGCGAGCCGCUGACGAGUCUGCUGUCAAUUUGGGCCCGAGCAACCGACCUCUGCCCACCCCUCAUUCUCUCUGUGGUGCACUGCCGCUUCCACUCCCGGUGGGGCAGGACUCGCCUCUGUCGUCUGCAUUUCAGGUGCCACCUGCUCUCAGCUCGGUGUCCUCCCAGUUGCCACCAACCCAGAGACCCCCACCCUUCUUUAGGGAGUCACAGCUGCCUCAGCCUCCCCUUUCCGGCCCCCAAAUCAAGCCUCCUCCCACCACCCCGAUUCAACCUUCCCACAAGCAGAUACCACACCAGCCCGCUCCAACCUUUCCCCAGAUGCCCUCCAACCUGCCUCCUCCACCUGCUCUAAAACCUCUCAACUCUCUGCCCAAUCAGCAUCCUCCAGGCGCGCCCCCUCCACCUCUUCAGCUGAUGCCCCAGUCUUUGGCCAUGCAGACGCUUUCCGGCCAGCUUCCGGUGAUUUCUCAGGCGCACGCUCACCCUGGAAAGAGUACCAGUUCCCCUCAUCCAUCCAGCGCGUCCUCGCAGGCUCUCCCCUCCGCUACCCCGGCAGCAUCAGUCGGCCCCGUCCCCAGCGGGCAGCCAGCCUUCCCACCUACUGGGCUGAGAUCAUCGCCGAGCGCUACGGCGGGAGCGCCUCAAAUACAAAUAAAAGAGGAGCCGCUGGAUGAGAUGGAGGAAGCAGAGAGCCCACCAUCUCCAGCUCGCAGCCCUUCGCCAGAGCCUACCAUCAUCAACAUGGCCAGCCACGCCAGCCAGUCUGCACGGUGUGUCUUCACUUUUUCCGCACUCU
Messenger RNA from Hippocampus comes (tiger tail seahorse), 2580 nucleotides. RefSeq names its product arginine-glutamic acid dipeptide repeats protein-like. Gene Ontology annotation, cellular component: nucleus. Gene Ontology annotation, biological process: regulation of DNA-templated transcription. NCBI's taxonomy places the organism in Eukaryota, Metazoa, Chordata, Actinopteri, Syngnathiformes, Syngnathidae. The transcript is spliced from 12 exons. The annotation marks the transcript as partial. Gene Ontology annotation, molecular function: sequence-specific DNA binding; zinc ion binding; transcription corepressor activity. The record is from RefSeq and is a predicted model, not a curated record.